AUGGAUCCUCCAGAUGGUGCGAGGCUGUCUCAGGCAGCACCUGGUGUUGCCACACCCGGCCCAUCAACACCGGUGCCCAGUACUUGCCACCAUGUGUGUGUCCUUAAGUGCAGCUGGAAUUGUGCCACAAUAAGCCGAGCUGAACAUGCAGGAUCGGGGGCUGCUGUCCUUCUUCCAAGUUCUACGGAGGAGGUGUCUGCAGUGUUGUCACACUGUCAUGGCCGCCGCUUGGCCAUCUGCCCACAGGGAGGCAACACAGGCCUGGUGGGUGGAAGCGUGCCCGUCUUUGACGAGCUGGUUCUCUCGACAGCACGCAUGGCCAAGGUGAACACCAUCGACCCCUUGUCUGGUGCAGUGUCAUGUGAGGCCGGCUGCGUGUUGGAGGCAUUGGACACGCAGGUAGGGGAGGAGGCAAUGCUUGCAGUUCCCCUCGACUUGGGUGCCAAGGGCUCCUGCCAGAUAGGAGGCAACGUGGCCACCAACGCCGGUGGCCUGAGGCUGCUUCGCUAUGGUCCCCUGCAUGGUUCCGUACUCGGACUGGAAGCGGUGCUGGCAGACGGCACCGUGCUGGACACCAUGCAGACAUUGCGCAAGGACAACACAGGCCUGGACCUGAAGCAGCUGUUCAUUGGCUCUGAGGGCAUCCUGGGCAUAAUCACACGCAUUGCCAUCCAGUGCGUGCCUCGCCCAUCCUCUGUGUGCGUUGCUUUCCUCGGCUGUCCUAGCUUCAAUGCCACACUGCAGACUUUCCACAUGGCACGCCGGCAGCUGCCCGAGUUCCUCUCAUCCUUUGAGGUGAUGGACGCGGAGUCAAUGCGCUGCGUCCGAGACAACUUGCGCCUCCGGAUGCCCUUGGAAGGGGAGCACCCUUUCUAUCUGCUCAUUGAAGUGGCCGGCUCGAAUGACAACACCGUGGAAGAGAGCCUGCUGCAGUUUGUGGACAGCUGCAUGAGCCACUCUCAUGUCUCCGAUGGAACAAUGGCCAAGGAUUCAGCACAUGUCAAGGAAUUGUGGCGUCUGCGCGAGAGCAUCGGCGAAGCACUGCGUCAUGAUGGCUAUGUGUACAAGUACGACAUCUCGGUGCCACUGGCCUCAUAUAUGGAUGCGGUGGCUCUGGUACGCGAGAAGGUGCGAGACACCAGUGCCAUACGUGUGUGUGGCUUUGGGCACAUGGGUGACUCCAACUUGCACCUGAACAUUACUGCCGCUGGCUGGGACGAGGCACUGCUGACACGCAUUGAGCCAUUCGUCUACGAGUGGACAGCUUCUGUGCGGGGGAGCAUCAGCGCCGAGCAUGGAAUUGGUCUGCACAAGAAACGGUACCUGCACCUGUGCAAGACACCUGCUGCCCUGGGGGCAAUGCACAGCCUCAAAAGGACUUUCGACCCUCUAGGAAUUCUUAACCCAUACAAGAUGCUGCCUACUUUGUGACUCUGCUGUGGUAGGCAUGGCAGUGCUGCGAAAUAGAGGCCUCAGAUUAACAUUUCUUGGAGAAGACAGUGUUAUGUACGUCACAAAUGUUUACGUGCAUAAUGUACAGUGCAAGAAAGAUGGGGACUAAGAAAAGAAAUGGACAUGACAGGCACUGCAUGUCCGUUUUAUACCUAGUGUUUACCCUCUACCUUUGUGCAGUAGGCUCUUUUGUCGGAUUAUUAUGCAAAGGUGCUUCCUUUUUAAGCCUGUUGCACAAGUAUGUGGAGAUAUAUUUAAACCUCGAUAUGAUGAGCUUCAAUAUAACAAAGUUCUCUAUAUAAAGAAAUAUAACUUUUCAUAACUUCUUGUCUAUAGGGCACCGUGUAUUUUGAAGCCCAAUAUAACGAAGUGUGUUUAUACAUGGUUUCAAUGUAACGAAAUUUCACUGCUGCCACUAAGAAAUACCAAGGAAAUCAAUGGGAACUGCCACAGCUGCAGAUGGUCGAAUGGUUGAAUUACAUGAUGUUGCCGCCAAACGCACCUCCCGAAGUGCCCGCCACACAACAGAGAGCAGCUGUCGAAGUGGAUCUUAUGAACAUAAGCACUAAAUGCAAGACCGUGUUGUCAUCAUGUUUCUUGUAAAGUGCAAUAAGAUCCAAUAAGCGGA
Dermacentor andersoni is the source of this 2080-nucleotide messenger RNA. Lineage: Eukaryota; Metazoa; Arthropoda; Arachnida; Ixodida; Ixodidae. The record is from RefSeq and is a predicted model, not a curated record.